This is a messenger RNA of Xyrichtys novacula (pearly razorfish), 6637 nucleotides long. The record is from the annotation of a GenBank genome assembly. NCBI's taxonomy places the organism in Eukaryota, Metazoa, Chordata, Actinopteri, Labriformes, Labridae.
UGAUUAAAAUUAUGACACUGACAAAAAAUAUUCAGACUUUUAUCACCAAACAGAGGAGCAGUCUCAAGUUUAAAUAAGUUGCUGUGUCAUGCCUCCCCAAACCAGAACUCAAAGACAGAGUCACAAUGGGAACUUGAUUCAGGGGUCAAAUGUACUUCUGAAAAGUGUGGAAAGCAUUAAGUAGUAGAAGUAGAGAAGUAGAGUAAUACAACUGAAAAUUCUCCAUCGAGCCUUAUUGAGCUGAAAUGUGAUCUAUCUCUGUGUAGGGCAAUUUGGAACGUUUGACAAUGAAUGGAAUAUUUACUGAAGUAUGAGCAUGCCCUGAUCUCUCCUACUUGUGGUGUUGCUGUUAAUAUAAAACCUCUGUCUGUUUGUAAUUGUCAUUGUCUGGAACUGUGGUUAUUGUUGUAACACAAAAUUAUUAAAACUUUGAAUUUAAAGGGGAAAAAAAAAAGAAAGAAACCGUGGAGGGCCGUACAGUCUAUGAUGCCGACUGAAAGGAGACAAAGAGGAGGGCGGAACAUUCGGUUGCCGCAGCUCCGCUUACGGAAAUUUAUUGGUGUGACACAUGAAGGAAGUAAACGUACAGCGUCGGGAUUUUUUUUUUUGUAGAAGCUGAGAUAUCUGAGGACAAUCCAGUUUUCACAGCGCAGCUUUCUUAAUAGUCUGUAACGAACCAACGAUGUCUGUAUCCGAAUAUCUCCGAGAGUUUGUGACCGAGCGGCUCGCUGCUGCUACUGAAGACAUUUUGGGAGUUUUUAACAGAACUGUGGUCCAAUACGAGGAAGAGCUGGACCGUCAACGCAGACUGCUGGAUUUGGUUUGGAAACCUCACAUUCACUCCCAAGGAAGAGGUGAGAAAAGCCAAGUGAAGCCAAUAAUGAAGCAGAAGCUCGGUUUAAAUCAGGACCGCCUCUCCUCUCGGUUUCCAUGUAUAAAUCAUGUGAAUAAAGACGGAGGAACACCCCUGUCUUAGUUCAACAAUAACUGUGCUAUGUUAAUGUGGUGCUAUUGUGUCAGUCGUUCUUAAUCUGCCGUUAACGAUUAGAGGAAGAUCAAUGAGUCCGCAGUAGUGUAGGUGUCUGCCGAGCCCCUUUGCACCCUUGCUGGACAGAAUAGGUCACUGCAUGACACAUCCACAACCCUCUUUUUAACCGCUGCUCUUCUCUCGAACGUUAUUCUCACGAAUCGAGCGACGUUAUGAUCGAGUGUCAAACCCGAAUCACAUAAUUUUUUAGUCAUCGAUAAAACUGUUCUCUUGAAUUUGAAAUAAUCUUAAUGAUACAGGCUCCGUUUUUUUUUUGACAUUUUCCAUGAUAGUCUGAGAUGCACAUCGAAUAUCGGUCAAGGCCAUGCUAACAUUAGCUUGUCGUAAGUCGGAAAUGUACUAUUUGACCCGUAGGCUACUAGCAUUGUAGUCAAUGAAACAGAAGUGCGAUGACAAAUAAUGUGCACGAGAUCGCACAUGAAAAUAGACGAGAAAAACACUUAAAAUAUCACAUUCACCCAGCUCUGCAGACACGUACUAUUGCAUUCAGGGGGUCAAAAUCAUCGCCAAGGAAUGAAUAGUAUAAAAGCGAGGGCAGUCCCUAUGAUAUUGGGAUAAUAUAAGUUGAUAUUUUGAUAGAAUAAACCCGAAAUGUUAUAGGUAGACAGACAAUAUAUGAAAAGAUGAUAAGUAAAACAUUGUGAAAUUAAUGAAAUUUAGAUUCAUAUCUAAAUAUGUGACUGUGGGCACUUUUUUUUCUUUAAAUAACUUUCAAAUCGUUGAACGAAGUGGGCAGAGUCCCAAGAACUGAACACUUUCUUCACAAAUUUUAAAAAGCUUAUUUAGAUUCAGUAAUAAAAUGUGACUGCAGUCACUUAUUCAUUCAUUAACUUGGUUAUUAAAUCAAAUUUCUGGGCACAAAAAUGGAUCUGGAACAGGGGUUACAAAGAGGGUUGUGGAUCUGCUUGGCUCUCUGGCUCUGCAGACACGUAAUAUUGCAGGGGGACACUCCCGGAAGUUGAACCCUAAGCCUAAGAAUGACAGAUGUGUGUGUUGUUAGGAAAAAAGGUGGUUUCUCUAUCAAUUUACGUGGUACUUUUACGUCCAGCUUAUUUGGCUCCUACUGGAAGGCUAUUGUUAAGUGACUCCUGUGCACAAAGGUGAGCCCUAGUUCAUCACAUACCCCCCUGGGUGUCUUUUGUUUGUACAGAUGUAAACCAGUUUGGCCUAUGUGUGCUCAAUUAAUGUAUACUAUGUUAACAAAUUUCCAUUUUGAUGCCCCUGCAUCACAAAAUGUUUAAAAGUGCCUGCUGGAUGUGCUUACAAGAUGACGACAAAGUACCCAUUGAUUGCUUUUGUAGUUGAGAAAUGUAGAUAGAAUGCCUUCUGUCCACCUUUCCUGUUUUAACUGUAAACCAAAUACCUUAGGGUGACUGAGUGAAUAAAUGUAGACAAAGUUCCCUCUGGAUGCCCUUGCAGUCUAUAAAAUGUAGGGAUGCACGAUAUUUAUCGGACCGAUAGAAUAUCGGCCGUCAUUUUUUAUCGGUCCAAUAGGUGCAUUUUUCCGAUAGAAAGAUCCGAUAUAUUAAUGAAAUUACGAGUAACGUUUGCAGGCGGAGUAGCCGCCCGACGCGCCUUACUCGCAGGUCCCAAGCCUGACCCCUGUCACUACCUGACUGAUAAUAAAAUGUCUUCACCAGCAUGGUCGUUUUUCUCAGUGGCAGAAGAUGACAACAGCUGCUGUAUGCAAAACCUGUUCAGCGAGGAUUCCGAGAGGCGGAAUGAAGACGUCAAGUUUUAACACAACGAAUCUGAUAGCUCAUCUGAAAAGUCGCCAUCGCGGCGAAGCGGUAUUAAAAGACUAUGAGACAGCCGCCGAAGCUGCCAGCGGUACUAAAGCUAAGACAACAACACUACGGAGGAUCGAUGUCCCCACUCAGCAGGCGUUUGAAAACUGCAAAAGCUUCUCAAGAGACAGCGAAAAGGCUAAAGCCAUUAACGACAAAGUGAUGGAAUUCAUAGCGGUCGACGACCAGCCUUUUUCCGUCGUUGAGAACCCGGGUUUUCGUAAGUUCAUAGCACACUUGGAGCCACGUUACACUCUCCCAAGCCGCCGCUUCUUCUCGGAUGUGUCUCUUCCUGCACUCUCUGAUAUUGUCGCCACUUACAUUCACAACCUGAUCGACAAGAACGGACUACACGUGAGUUUUACCACAGACAUAUUGACGUCAGAUGUUAGUCCGGUCAGCAUGCUAAUCCUAACGUCUCAUAAUAGCUCCUUUACAGUUUACAGUUCUGUUGAACAGUUCAGGGGAUGCACUGUUUUGGUCAAAUGAAGUUCUGCUUUUUGCUCUGUUAUUGUUAUUUAUAGCUAAUGACCACAUAUUUUUGUGAUGACAUGGAAAAAAUAAACAUUUGAAGAGCCAAAAACUUUAGUUUGUUGUUCUAGAUAGGCCAGAGCAACAAAAAUAUCAGUUUUCAAUCACUGCAUCCUGCACAAACUGCAGAUUAUAUGAAGAUUAUAAUAAAUGUAAAAAUAUGAAUUUAUCGGUUAUUGGUAUCGGCCAUGAGAAGAAGAAAAUUAUCGGUUAUCGGUUGAAAUUUUUCAUAUCGUGCAUCACUAAUAAAAUGUAAAUCAAGUGUUUUUACUGGGUUAUGUGUGUAGUUUUUAUGCAAGGAUUGUGUGUUACCACAUCUUUCCCUCUUGGGAUCAGAGUACUAUCUAUUAAUCUAAUAAUGCUAUCACAGUGACUCAUGGCAAACAACAGUUGCUCUUUUAAUUAUUUUUCACCCCUGCCCCUCAAACACUCUGAGUAUACCACUUGUGGUAUCUGUAAAAACGUAUGUCCUCUGCCUUCUGACUUUAGUUUUGUGAUCUCAGACAAAAGUAGAUGCCCAGUGCACAGCAUCAUCAGUCCUUUUCACUUUGUGCAGAGGAAGACAGGUUAAGCAGAUUCACCUCACAAAUGAGGACUGAAUUGCUUCUUCUCAGUUUCACACAGCUCACACAAAAGGGCUUCAUCAGGUUUUCCUGACCAGUCCACUACACUGAUGGUUUUAACAAGACCACAGACACACUGAGUGAAGUUGGUUCUUUCUCUCAUGUUGACUUGGUCUCAUAUUAUACUUUAUUUUGACUGUAUUUAUGUAAUAUAACUGCUAUAUUCUCAUAAAGUAAUAUUAGUCUUUAAUACAUUUUAUAAUCUUGAUUUUACUCAUUCUCUUUGUUACAACUCAUCUUACUACUCUUUUCCGCAUAGUAUUAAAACUUAUUUUGCAUUGUGUUGAAAAUUGUAUAUGUCAUUUAUCUUGCUAGAGUCUAUCAGUUUUGUACCUCAAUUCUUAAACCUUUUCAACUGAAUUGUGUUGAAUGUUACAACUCUGUCCUUAAAAUAUUACAUCCUUCUCAUAAACAUUCCUCAGAUUUUGCUCUUUCAAAUACAAUAUAGUGAUUCCAAUUCUCUGUUUUCUGUCUCAUCUCAGUGACAUAUUUCUGCUUCUGUGUUCCUGCAGAUCUUCCACAACAACAUGACUGUGAGGAGGACGAGGUUGUCUCAGACCUGCAGCCCUGUAACCAGGAGGGCAACUUCAGUCUGGACCAAGAGGAGAUAGAGACUCUACAGAUUAAAGAGGAAGAGGAGGAAGUCUGCACCAGUCAGGAGAGAGAGCAGCUUGAACCAGAGCAGGAGACUGAACACUUUAUGUAUACUCAAACCCGUCAGGAAAGUGAGAACACUGAAGCAGAAGUAAGAAAGGAACGCCAGUUCCUUUCUCACAACUUUCGUAAGGCUGCAAACCAAGAUCCAGAGAAAGACAAGCUGACAGAGUCAGAAUCAACUUCAAAAUCAGAAAAACACGCCCCCAAAAAAGUUCACAAAAGAAGAAAUCAGAAGACAAAACAGCCUAAGGUUCACUCUGAUCCAAAUCACGUAAGAUCACACACAGGUGAGAAACCGUACUCCUGUAGCACUUGUGGGAAAAGCUUCAGUUGGAAACCAGAUUUAAAAACACACAUGCUAAUUUACUCAGGAAGAAAGCAUUCAAUCUGCAAAACAUGCAACAAAUGUUUUAUCAGUACAAGUAGCCUGAGAACGCACAUGAGAACACACACAGGUGAGAGACCAUACACCUGUGGCACUUGUGGGAAGAGCUUUAGUUUAAACCCAGUUUUGAAAAACCACAUGCUAAUUCACUCAGGGGAGAAGCUGUUCACCUGUGAAACAUGCAACAAAUCUUUUUACAGGAAAGAUCAACUAAAACUGCACAUGAGAACACACACAGGUGAGAAACCGUACACCUGUAGUACAUGUGGGAAAAGCUUCGGUCGGAAUUCAAAUUUAAAAACACACAUGCUAAUUCACUCAAGAGAAAAGCUGUUCACCUGCAAAACAUGCAGCAAAAUUUUUACAUGUUCAUAUAGACUGAAAAUGCACAUGAGAACACACACAGGUGAGAGACCGUACUCCUGUAACACUUGUGGGAAGAGCUUCACUGUGAAUUCAAAUUUAAAAAAGCACAUGCUAAUUCACUCUGGAGAAAAGCUGUUCAUCUGCAGCACAUGCAACAAAUCUUUUAUUACUACAAAUCACCUGAGAACGCACAUGAGAACACACACAGGUGAGAAACCGUACUCCUGUAGCACUUGUGGGAAGAGCUUCACUGUGAGUUCAAGUUUAAAAAACCACAUGCUAAUUCACUCAGGAGAAAAGCUUUUCACAUGUGAAACGUGCAACAAAUCUUUUAUCAGUUCAAGUAAACUGAGAAGCCACAUGAGAACACACACAGGUGAGAGACCGUACUCCUGUAGCACCUGUGGGAAGAGGUUCGGUCAGAAUUCAAAUUUGAAAACACACAUGCUUAUUCAUUCAAGAGAAAAGCUCUUCACCUGCGAACCACAACAAAUCUUUUAUCCGUACAAGUCACCUGAUAAUGCACAUGGCAGCGCACACUGAUGAGAGAUUGUACUCCUGUGGCAUCUGUGGGGAAAAGUUCUCUCAAAAAACAUAUUUAGAGCGUCACCCCAAUACCAUACAGGUAAAAAGCCUGUGGGACCUGUGGGAAAUCAAUCGGCAGGAAGAUUUCUUUAGAUGGUCACAUAAGAACCCACACAGGUAAAAUGUGUCAGGUCUGUCAGAUGCAGCAGGAAAUUCCAUCAAAAAGUGCAACAUAAGCUGGUGACUGAAAUCAGAAGCAAAUGUCAUGGUGUGAAGUCAGAAUAUCAUUGGAGUUUAUGUGAACUGGAUUCUCUGUUCUGUGCAAGUUCAACCAUACACAAGACAUGUUAGAGGGAUGAGGUCUUAGCUAAUUUAAUACCAUCUGUGUGUUUAGUUAAUCCGGCAGUUAAGAUAUAUUUCACUGUGACUUUGCCUGACUGAAAUACUUGUUCUUUCGAAUGUCCUGUUUUUUUUCCUCUGGAUGAACAAAUAUUCUUUUUAUUUUACUUAUGAGCUACUUUGGUUGGCCGUUUUUUUUUUUCUAGAAUAUUUGUAUCCAUUUAUUUGUUGUAAUAUCUUCUUUAUAUGAUGAUCUACAACAAAUUUGAUUUAGAUGACUGUAGCUGUGAUGCAAAUAAAAGUUGAUCAUGAAAAUAUGGUGACCAAUAAACUUGGACUGUCAAAACAAAAUUCAUAGUAAUGCAUUUGUAUCCUG